This is a messenger RNA of Hyla sarda, 2179 nucleotides long. RefSeq names its product membrane-spanning 4-domains subfamily A member 15-like. Lineage: Eukaryota; Metazoa; Chordata; Amphibia; Anura; Hylidae. The transcript has 8 exons. Bases 755 to 1666 code for a protein of 303 amino acids. The record is from RefSeq and is a predicted model, not a curated record. Gene Ontology annotation, cellular component: membrane.
GUCCUAUCGCCACCCGUCCCAAAAACGAUAGGGAGGAAUAAAUGAUUGGCCACAACCAGAGAUUCAGAAAACUGUAGAAAACUUUACUGCAGAUUUUAUGCAGCGGUAACACAGGAACAGUCUUUACAUAUGUACAGUCUAUGAGGAUCCUGACAGUUGGUUGGGACCUUGUGUGUAUAACCUCUGGAUAUUUAUUUACGCUGUUCCGCUGGAUUUAGGGGAUUGGUUUUAGGUCCAGCAGUCACGCAAGCUUUAGCAGGGAUUUGGUUUAGUAACUCACGGUUAGUAAAUUGCGGGAUUGUUAGGCUUUGGUCCAGGUUUUGCCUGGUAAGUCGCAUGGAUCUCCUCUCUCUGAUCGUCAGGAACCCAAGAGAUGCUGCUUGUUUUUCAGCUCAGGAGCAAGAGCGCAAGAGAAAGAGCGAGGAUUGGCUGGCAGCUCCCUUAUAUGGGCAGGGGCUGGCCUUGAGCUGAUUGGUUCAUCCCAACUGUCAGUCCUUUACACAAAGGAUUAUGGUAGUACAUGUGACUACCCACAUGACCUGGAAGGUCCUUUAGCAUACCAUAACAGUAGAAACAUUAGUCAUGUGACCUAAGGUCCUGCAGACACUAUAUAGAUCAAUACAUUACACUAAUUAUAUACAUGUAACACAUAAAAUUAAUGAAUGAAUAGGUGACUAGGGGUUAUCUCAGCAAGCGGACCCCAACAGUACCAAGGAACUCUGACUUUGGGGACCCAGCACACCAGUAACUGUGAAUGUCUUUACAAAUGAAUGAAAUCACCACGCAGGACCAAGAAUAUGCACCUCCAAAAUAUGAUGAAAUUAUCGGAAUUCCAAUGUGGAAUGUCAACACAGUUCUACCUACUGAACAUCCAUGGAAUGAAUAUACCCAGCCUCCCGCAUAUGAUACUCUUCCUGAUACACCAAUAUGGACCAUCCCACUUCCUGAUCCAAACAGGUCACUCAGUGCUCAGCAAUUGAAUGCAGACUCUCAGGUUCAUUUAUACUGCCCAGUAUCCUCACCUCAGUACCGGAGAACAAAUGCUGUACUUUCCCAAAACUAUGAAAUGUCGCUUUUUAGGUAUAGAUGUUGGAGAAGUCCACCAGCAAUUAUAGGGGUGUGGUUGCUGAUAGCUGCUUUUGUGCAGGUUGGGACAGGCACAGUAUUAGCAUUUAGUCAUUUUGCUAAAUAUUCCGACUCAUUGACCUAUGGAAUUCCUAUCUGGGCUCCGGUGUGUUACCUGUUUACAGGAGGUCUAUCCAUUACAGCUCAUUUCAAACCUUUCUUCUGCCACGUCCGAAACUUACUGUGCUCCAACAUAAUAACAAUCAUUAUCAGUUCCGUUGGGCUUGUGUUUAAUGUGAAGGAUCUGGAGGAGCUGUGGGAUAUGAUGUUAAAUCCUUCUUCAUCAUAUAUUUCCAGGGAUGACUUCAACAUUUAUUAUGUCCUUAUUGGUACAAACGUGGUUCUACUGUGUUUUUCUGUUUCUGCUGGUAUCUUUGGAUCAGCUGUUCUGUGCCGUUCACUAAGGAAGGAUCCCCAGGAAUCUGAAAUAGAGAAUGAUUUUAUACCUCAAAGACCUUUUUCAGAUUUGCCUGAAACAACAUUUUCUUCUCCACCACCUUAUACACCCCAAAUAGUCUAUAGUAGCAGAAUUACACAAUGAAAAAAUAAGGUCUCGUUCACACUGCAGACAUUCUGCUGGCAGAGUUUUCAGUGGGAUUCUGCUGCACUGUGCAUGCUGCGAAACGCCGCUGCAGAAUUCCGCCGAUGGAAUGCAUGUUCCGCAAAAGAAUGAACAUAGUAACUUCUAUUUGAUAUUGCUGCUGCUUUCCUUACAGGGUGCAUUCACACUAUAGAAUAGGAAUGGAGUAAAAAGACCUAAAGACCUUGUUGGCAGGCGCUCAGAAGUCCGUCAGUGGUAUCACACUUGAGUAUUGGCAACUUUAUUGAUGUACAGCAAUGACGCGUUUCGGGGUACACACUACCCCUUCUUCAGAUUGACAGAGUACAUACACAACAGCAAACAUAAGGGGUUUAUAUAAGUAUGUUCAUUAACAAACAAAAUGGAGGACAGUGCAAAGGGAAUAGGUCACACUUGAGGAAAUCAGCAUAUUAUGGUCAGUAAUAACAUAAAACAGAUAAGGAUGCAUCUGAAGUCAGUGGAUAAACAGAGCUC